Messenger RNA from Liolophura sinensis, 4998 nucleotides. RefSeq names its product sushi domain-containing protein 2-like. The record is from RefSeq and is a predicted model, not a curated record. NCBI's taxonomy places the organism in Eukaryota, Metazoa, Mollusca, Polyplacophora, Chitonida, Chitonidae. The transcript is spliced from 18 exons. The coding region runs from base 29 to 3298 and encodes 1089 amino acids. Gene Ontology annotation, biological process: cell-matrix adhesion.
AGCGGGCCAGAUCGUACACGGGAUAGCGAUGACGGGCAGCAUGGCUAACUUAGGAAUCUUUGUACGAACAUGCCUCUUUAUUGUACAACUAUCAACGUGUUACGGAGAUGACGCGGCUAUGUUCCCGUAUGGCCCACAAGCUGGCGACAAAACGGUUACGGACACACAAAAUACCAAUGAUCUACAGCUUGACAUACCUCGUGAAGGUAUUGUUUUCUAUGGGCGGAGACAUGGCCAUGUUGCGCUGGCAUACCAUGGGGCUUUCUAUUUCACCCGCGAGUACCCAGCCCAUCACGCGAGUGCCAAGCCUCCACGGUUCCUCUCGCCACCAUUCGCUGCCCCGCUCUACUACCGCGCCUCGUUUCUGACUGAGAAUCCCGUAGGGCGAGUGUAUUACCGUUAUGUUAAGCGGAACUCCGCAUUUCCCAAUCUCGACGUUCUCAGCAACAUGGUCAAUGGACGCGUGGUGGGAACGACGUCAUUUAACGCCACCUAUGCCGUGAUUGCCACAUGGAGUAACGUGACUGACAGUGCGGCCGUCGAGCAAUGCGGAAUAUCAAUGGAUGCCAAUGCUUGUCAGAACCUUCCUAGGAACACUUUCCAGGCCGUGUUGUUAGCCGACACUUAUAGCACGUUCGUUAUCUUCAACUAUGCCAGUGUGGUAGAGGAUUCACUACAUGCCAAGGCCGGAAUUUACGCUGGGGAUAAUGUACGCUGGACACCGGUUUUGCCUCAUAAUGAGCAGCUGAUCGAGGGUAUCGAGAGAAUCCAUGGUACCAGUGACAAAGUGGGGCGGUUCAUAUUCAAAGUGAGCGACAACCGUGUGGUCCGCGGGGGCUGCACAACGAGUCUAUCCGGAGUUCCACUAGAGGCGUCUCCAAAGUUUGCUGGGAUGUAUGGAGGGGAGAUAAUCGAGGUAUCUGGACCGUGUUUAAAUCAAUAUGCUGAAAUUCAAUGCAAGUUUGGCGAUUCGAUUGUGAAGGGUCGUAGAAUUAACGAUCACAAGGCAGAGUGCACUGUACCAAUACUGAAGGAAAGAGGCAAAAUUUCCCUCAUCCUGUCAGCGUCAUCUUCACCACAUUUCAACUUCGUCACAGACUUUACUAUUGUGUUGCCUGGACGACUUCCAGCCGGGGUGAAAACGGAUUACUUGGGGCCUGAACACGGCUGGAACGAGACAGACGCCAGCAGUUUGACCCUCCACUGGGACAACGAUAGAUUAAGCUUGGACCCCAAGGCUAAGGUCCAAGUAAAUCUGGUGGGAUACAGGGAAGAUGAGAUUGAAGCCUACUGGACAACUCUUGUAACAUUAGCGGACCAGGUUUCAAACAGUAAAGGUAACCCUUCAUAUAUGGGUCAAAGCACUGGAGUGACCUUUGACCCGGCGCAGUUCCGGUGUUCUGGUGAGCAGUGUCACCAAUACGAGUUGGGAAUCAUUGAGGUGAAACUCGUAGAAGGACAAGCCAGUACACAAAGAUCUUUGUUCAGUCAUAACCUCCCUCUUGGUUGGUUCAUCACGGACGCCAUGGAAGCAGAGCACGGACACGAAUGGCCAUCCGCUCUUUGCACUCAGUGGGAUGAGAGAGAUAAACAGGACGUUGAUUGGCUCGAUGAGCUCCUUAACUGUCCGUGCACCAUGAACCAAGCCAUGGCCGAUUUCGGACGCUGGCAACCGGAUGUCGGCUGUAACAUAUUUACCGGAAGUGUAUGCUCUUACCACCAGGGGGCUGUCCACUGUGUCCGCUCGGUGCAUCCAACACCAAGCGGAGCCGGCAACCAGUGUUGUUAUUCUGCCGACGGUAAUCUGAAGUACGCAGCGGACUCUUAUCAAGGUAGCACUCCGGACAAAGGUCAUGCAUGGGGUGCGGCGCCAUACCUAAAGCCUGGCUACGUUCCGGAAGAGUCCCACUGGAUUGAUGACGUUGUGUCGUUCUACUACUGCUGCCUGUGGACCGGAUACAAGGACUGUGACAAGUACAUGGACCGUCGACCAACCAAAGACUGCGUGGACUACCAGCCGCCGGGAACCGCCGUUGCGUUUGGCGAUCCUCACAUCAUUACUUUUGACGGCAUGUCCUACCGCUUCCAUGGACGGGGCGAAUUUAUUAUUGCCCAAGUCGAUUCGUUCGUGCUACAGGGACGAUUCUCAGAACCAGCUUUAUCAUCUCCAAACGUUUCCGUUCUGACUGGUAUAGCCCUAAAGACACAGGACAGCUCCGACACGGUGGAAAUUCAGCUCGCUCCGGCAAAUAGUGUCGGUGACAUAGGCCUUGAUGUUAUAGUGAACAACGAGCAUAUAAAUUUAACUACUGAUUCCAUGUACUGGCAGGACUUCAGAGGUGUCUCGGUGGUGACAGAGCAGCGCAGCAGGCAGAAGAACGUUACCGUCCUCCUGGAAUCUGGCAUUGGAGUGCAAGUGGCGGCAAGUUACGGAUUGCUUAAUGUGAUCGUCACCUUACCACCACAGUUGAAGAACAGCGUAUCGCGCGGAUUGUUUGGAGCAUGGGAUGGAGAUCAGAGCAAUGACCUUAUGCCUAAUGGUCAAACAGCUCCCAUUGGAAGUGCUUCGUCACCAGAAGAUAUAUACAACUUUUUCGCCCUGACAUGGGAAGUGGCUGCAGAAGAAUCCCUAUUCGGCGACCCAGAGCCCCGUGAUGAAAUGUUUGUACCCACGUUUGCGGAGCCCACGGGUGCUCCGCCUCAAACAAUAGCGAGUGUGUGCGAGGACAACGCGCAGUGCAGGUAUGACUACAUGGUCACGCAGGACUCGCACCUUGCCAGCAGUACAUUGAAGGCUUCGAUGUGGUAUAAAACUCUACAAGAUUUCCUCAAACCAGUGGACACGUGUGGUUUACUGAAUGUACCUUACUCCAAGAAAGACAGUUAUGAUUACACGGCCGACUCGACUGUUCACGUGACCGGAUGUAGGCUAGGACUCCGCCUGCAAGGAGAAACGACGUACACCUGCGACGCAGAAUCCAAACAAUGGCAGCCGGAAGUCACCGCAAAAUGCGAAGGUCAAGUAGAAGACGCUGGCCUUGGUAUGAAGAUCGGUAUAGGCCUAGGAGUUGUAGGUGGCUGUGCAGCCGUUGUCAUAAUCAUCAUUAUCAUCACUCGCUGCAGAGCAUCCAAGAAAUCCAAAGAUAAAGGGUCUGCUUCCCGUGAUACAGAGCUACGGCCUGAGACCAAGGUGCCCAGUCGUUCCGGGUACGCACCGGCUAGAACCAGUGAGGACAUCGAAGAUAUGAGACCCAAGGUCAAACCAAGGUCUAAACAGACUUCUGAGAACAGUGUAUGAGUGUGAACCACGGCACGGCGAUCACUUAGGCAGCCCCGAGAGAACAUUCACCUUUCCGCCUCGAAAGCAAUGAUCGCCAUUCUACGUGGGUGUGAACUUCAUGUAAGGCGAAAUCAGGCUUUAGAGCGGGAUUUGCAUGUCAUCAUAUAAACUCGUGUUCACGUGUCAGUCCUGUCAUUUCUUGAAGACAAUUCACGUUGAGAAGCGAGAUUUCACGUUACAUGAAGUGUACCCCACACCAUUCUCAUGACAUUCACCGUUCAUACAUUCACAACAUAUGUGUUGUUCUCUUGCUUGUUUAGGAGUGUUUAGUUUCCUUUGGCUUUUCUUGGGUCGUUACGUCGGUCAUAGAAGGAUGUAUAGAUUUUGUAAUACGUUAGUGAGCCGUGCAUAAUAUGGAUUUGCUUUCAUACGGAUUUUGUUGGAAGAUUAAUAUUUGUACUGCUGAAUGUUCGUCGAGAGGAUAAGAGCAAUUUACACGUUGUUCCAUAUGAUCUUUAGCAUAUCUUAAGAUUUGUAUAGAAUUCAUAUCCUCUCUCAGAGUCGCGUACGACAAGGUUGAGCAUGACAAGACUCCGAUUUCGAUCUCCACCAGACAUAUGAAGUGAAAUAAACAAAGUAAACAAUAAGAAAUCACGUCCACGGAAAUCAGGUACAGAAUGUUAUUCUUUGCAUAUUCUGUCUUUCCGAUUUUGUCGUCGGAUAUCAGACAAGCACAAUAUAGGUCUCAGAAUAGAGCCCAGGACAAAAUUUUCGACAUGUUUUCAAGCGACAAGUCCAGAGGGACUGACUUUAGACUCCUCAUUCAUUACACUCCUGUGACGUUUCAGACACGAUCUUUGACAUGCUUGUGAACUCUUCAAAUUCGAGGUUGACACAUUCACUGGGUUUUUUCUUUUUCAGUUUUCUUUUUUACAUAGAGCGGAUUGCUUUUAUGACAUCUCACUCCCUGACAUAGAAAAGAGGGCUCUUCUGGAUCGCAUAUACAUAUAAAUGUGGGCUCAUUAGACUCACUAUGUGACAUAUAAAUGUCUGACCCCCUUUGAGUUAUAAAUGGGACCUCUUCUGACUCACUGUAUGACAUAAAUUAGGCCUCCUCUGACCAUCUGUAUGACAUAAAUAAGGUCUUGUCGGACUGGCUGGCUGACAUAAAUGACGAAUCGUGUGACUCGCUCUCUGACAUAUCAGUUAGUGCGCUUCUGACUCGCUGUCUGAUAUAAAUGGAAGCUAUCUCGAAUCUCUGCCAUGAAUGAGGACUCUUUUUGACUGUCCGUGGACUUUUCUGAUUCUCUGUCUGACCUCUAUUCUGUGACUCAUUGUCUAACAUAUACUGUAGUAAGUCUUUCGACUGCCCCCCUCAUAGAUGUUCAUAAUACCUUGCAUGCACUCUGGGAAGGUGGUACCCUAUACGACUGUGUGCAUGGCAGGACGCUGGAAACCAUGGGGUGUUUGGUCUGUUGGAAUAAAAUUGGUAUGGAAGCAAAUAGGGUUCCUUAUGCUAUGUACUACAGACAUGACACCGGUAUGUAAUGCUUUUGAAUAAAGAAAAACCUUUAGGUAUAGGACAUGGUUUUGUACAAUGUGUGUAGGUGUUUUGACAGGUUGAGUGUUCAUUUAGCUGGAAAAAAUAUUUUUGUUUCAUAUGUACAUUUAUAGGAUUACUCGGUUUAUAGUAAAUAAAUGUCCAGUAUAUAAUUUUU